AUGGCACCCGCUACGGUCGCCGUCGCGGCCCCCUCGGCUCGCCAUGCCCUCCGCAUCGCCGCCACCCAGCAGCACCAGCGAACGCCCCUGCGCUCCUUUGCAUCGGCGUCGUCCUCGUCCUCGUCCUCGUCCUCAAACUCCGCCACCUCCCCCUCGUCGUCCUCGCGAGCGGCUCGUCGCUCCUCGCGCUUCUCCGCGCGGCCCGGCGCCGAUCUCGUGGGCCCGCCCGACCCGCUCAGCAACCUGCGCCCCGUCAAGUACGGCUCCGCCUUUGACGAGGCACCCUCGAGCGUCGGCGCCUCGGCCUCGGCCGUCACGAUGAGCAUCACCCACCCCUACUCGCUCAGCGAGUUCAACCCGGCAGCCUCGUCGUUCGCCGCCGCCGCCGCCCGUCCUCGCGGCCACUCGCUCUACUUUGAGCGCCUCCUCGAGCGCCUCGAAGAGGCAGAGCUCGCACACAAGCUCAGGUCCGCCCGCGCCGACAACUUCAACCAGCGCUUCUGGCAGGACAACAACGCGAGGUUCAUCCAGGCCCUCCACGAGUUCCGCUCCCGCACCACGUCGAGCAAGGCCGUCGCCACCCUCAAGUCGGCACCGGCACCGGCCCCGGCCUCGGCCCCCAUCAACACAAACGCCCAGGAGUCGGAGCUCGACAUCGACUCCGACACCCUCGCCACCUUCUACUCGGCCUGGCUCAAGGCAAACGCCACCCGCCACCGCGCCUACAACCGACAGCUCUGGGCCCAGACCUUUGGCGACCUCGCUCCCGCCUUCCGCUACCAGUCCCUCCGCACAUGGGCCAAGCUCGUCGGCGCCGUCGAACGUCGCCUCGGCUGGCACUGA
Molecule: messenger RNA, 843 nt
Organism: Pseudozyma flocculosa PF-1
Lineage: Eukaryota; Fungi; Basidiomycota; Ustilaginomycetes; Ustilaginales; Ustilaginaceae
Exons: 1
Coding region: 1-843 (280 amino acids)
Biological process (GO): intrinsic apoptotic signaling pathway
Cellular component (GO): mitochondrion
Source: RefSeq, a predicted model, not a curated record